UGCAGUGUGGCAGCCCCAUUUAUGUGCCAUGUGCUCGGAAAUCAACAUUUAAUUUUAUUUACACGUUUUAUCAAUUAAAUAAAGUAUAAUGGCGGUGAAAAAGGUGAAAAUCAGCUCGGUGAAGCGUGCGGCUCAUCUGAAGUCGAAGAAAACGCCGCUCACAAAACAGCAACAAAAUAAAAUUAAACAAAAACGUGAAAACUUGAGCUCCAAACGCGAACAGGGCCCCAGUAUAUUCUCACAGAAGGCACGCAAGCGGGAUAACUUGGCCCAGCGCAAGAAGCACAAUAAAUUGUCCUCCCUGGGAUUGGAUCCACUCGAUGCUGACGACGACGACGGGGAUGAUGACGAUCUGCUGGACAACAUUGCGGACAUGCUGGAUGGAGAUGAUCUGGCGCUGCUCAAUGAAAACAAGCGCAAACGGAAGGCCAAGACAGUCGAAGAUGUGGAUGAUCAGCAGCAGUCUGUGGGCCUCGAGAGGGCCUACGCCACGGCCACCAAAAAGGAGGAGCAAACGCAAAAGAUUAAGGUGAAUCUGCUGCCCAUAAAGUCCAGGGAUGGCGAGAUUAUAACCAGAACCACAGAAGUGGACUACGUGCCCAAACCGAAGCUGCAGAAGCAGCAGGAGGAUUCGGAUGUGGAGAUUAACGAAGAGGAUGACGACGAGGCGAGUGAAUUUGGCGACAGCGAUGAUGAUGUGGUCAACGAUGAGGCUGCACCCACCAUGGAGCCCACAAAUAAAAUGAUUUCCACCACAGAUCUGCUGAUUGCCCGCCAGCAGGAGAUCGAGCGUCAAAAGUAUCGCAUCGGCAUCAUCUGUUCGGGCAUGCUGGAGAAGCCAGAGGAUAAGAUGCGCAACUUUCACGCCCUCUACGAGCUAAUGGACGAGAUAAACCCGGCCAGUGGGCUGCCCAACCUAAUGCCAGUGCGCAAGCUGGCCAUCAUUUCGGUUACGGAGAUCUUUAAGGACAUCCUGCCCGAGUAUCGUGUGGGACAAAUCGACACCAAAAUGCAAACCGUGCGCAAGGCCACGCUGGAGCGUGUCACCUUCGAGAAUGCGCUGCUGCAGCAGUUCAAGAAGUUCCUGCAGAAGCUGGAACAGUUCACGGCGCAGGUGAACAAACGAGGAGGCCUGAAGAAUCCACAAACCGUGAAACUGGCCACCGUGGCCGUGCAGUGCAUGUGCGAGCUGCUGGAGGCCCAUCCGUACUUCAAUUACGUUCAGAACAUUGCCCAACUGCUGGUCUACAUGCUCAACUGCCACUACGGCACCAUGCGUCAGACCGUCAAUCAAUGCUUUCGCUCGCUCUUUGCCAACGACAAGAAGCUGGAUAUGAGUCUGUUUAUUGUGCGUCGCAUCAAUCAGCUGAUCAAGACGAAGCAGAACAAUGUCCAUGUGGAGUGCAUCACCUGCAUGUUGGGUCUCAAGAUCAAGAAUGUCAAUUUGGAUGCCGAGAAGGAGAACGAACUGAAGCAAAAGAAGCUGGAAUCGCAUCGCCAGCGAUUGAUUAGCAUGUCCAAGAAGGAACGCAAGCGGAGAAAGAAGCUGACGGAGCUCAACAAAGAGCUCGAAGAGACCCGCGCUGAGGAGAACAAGCAAGUGAAGCUACAGAAGCUCACGGAGAUCAUCAAAAUGGUAUUCACCAUCUACUUUCGCGUGCUAAAGAAUGAUCCCACAUCGCGUGUGCUGAGCGCCAUACUGGAAGGCCUAGCAGAAUUUGCUCAUGUCAUAAAUCUGGACUUUUUCUCUGACCUUAUCAACGUGCUCAAUCAGAUACUAGAGGAGCAGGACGAAUUGGGCUAUCGGGAGCGUCUGCACUGUAUACAAACAAUUUUUGUUAUCCUAUCCGGACAGGGCGAGGUCCUGAACAUUGAUCCCAUACGUUUCUAUCAGCAUUUCUAUCGGAACAUGCUGGCCGUACAGGCGGGCAAGAAUCACGCUGACUUUACCAUCAUUCUGCGCACUCUCGACGAGGUGCUGGUCAAGCGGCGGCGCAACAUGAGCCAGCAGCGUCUGAUGGCGUUUGUGAAGCGUCUGCUAACAGGCAGCUUGUAUCUGCUGCAUAAUGGCACUCUGGCGACACUGGGAACCAUCAAGCAGACAUUCCAGCUGACUUCCGUGCUGGAUGCUCUGCUCGACACGGACUGCACCAUUGGCUCGGGUCGCUAUGAUCCCGAAUUGGAGGAUCCUGAGUUCUGCAAUGCGGCUGCAACGUCGUUGUACGAGCUGACCAUACUGGCACGUCACUAUCAUCCCACGGUGCGACGACUGGCCAUGCAUAUUGCCAAUGGUGUGCCCGCCUCGGGUGAGGGUGCACUGCCCACGGAUAUUGGCAAACUCACAUCCCAUGAACUGUUUACACAGUACGACAGCACGCAAAUGGCCUUUAAUCCAACGAUAGCGCUGCCCAAAGCAAGCCAACCCAAGCUGAAAAAAGGCAAGCCCAUGUUUAUUCGCUCGGACUUCAAGCAGGAAUACAACCAGCUGCUGAAACAGGGGAAAUUGGCACUCUCUAAAGACAAGCAAACAUUGCAAUUGGAUUUUCUAAGUGCGCUACAAUAAAGAGCGAAUGGAAUGCGAUAGAUAAAGAUUAUGGCAGGCAGUAUAAGUGUUUCUUAGAGCUAAAAUUUGUGCAUGCAUAUGAGGUAUUCCGUUUGGGAGGAAUAUAGCAGCAGAAUCCUUCCAAAAAAGAGACUAAAACUCCAACAAUUUCACAGUAAAAAAACGUUCAUUAUGGUA
Messenger RNA from Drosophila obscura, 2740 nucleotides. RefSeq names its product nucleolar complex protein 3 homolog (gene Noc3). Gene Ontology annotation, molecular function: chromatin binding. Gene Ontology annotation, cellular component: nucleolus. The record is from RefSeq and is a predicted model, not a curated record. Gene Ontology annotation, biological process: DNA replication initiation. The transcript is spliced from 4 exons. Lineage: Eukaryota; Metazoa; Arthropoda; Insecta; Diptera; Drosophilidae. Bases 89 to 2563 code for a protein of 824 amino acids.